This is a messenger RNA of Caenorhabditis auriculariae, 1061 nucleotides long. The record is from the annotation of a GenBank genome assembly. NCBI's taxonomy places the organism in Eukaryota, Metazoa, Nematoda, Chromadorea, Rhabditida, Rhabditidae.
AUGCUUCGCUACGAUCCCUACAGGUUGAAAUAAGUGUCUGACGAAAAUCUUGAAAAAUGUUCUGAUUAUUUUCAGGUCCCGUGACUUUAGAAAAUGCUGUCUGAGGCGAUUUGAAAAAAAAGCAAAACUUUUUUGCUUUGUUUUUCAUUCGAAAAAUUCGAUCUUCCAUUAAGAUUUAAAUAAAGUUUAAAAUUGCGAAAAUGAAAAAAAGCUAAUGUGAAAAAAACCUGAUUUUUAUGAUCUUAAAAAAAAAUCAAAAAUUUUUGUUAAAAAGCGCAAAAACUGAAAAAAAUAUGUUUAGAUUAAGCGUGUCUCUUUUUCGCAGAAUUUUUCGUCAGAUGCUUGUGAUAGUGAAUCUGAAUUUUUAACCACUUGUCUAGGGUCGCUUUCGAGGACGUUGGCGGCGUUGAACUGCUGAUGGGAGCUCUCAAGAAAAAGAUCAACUUUCAGCUGCAAUAUCAGAUCAUUUUCGCCGUUUGGUGCAUGGCGUUCAAUCCACAGAUCGCCGAGAGAUGCACUUCUUGCGGUCUGAUUCAGACUCUCGGCGAUAUUCUGCUCCAUUCCACAACAGAAAAGGUUUUUUUUUGAUGUCGAUUUGAUGGGCCUGUCUGGAAGCUCAUAUUUUCAUUCGAGAAACUCAUUAGGGUUUCUUGUACCUUUGGUGCUUAAAGUUUUUCCAUUCUUCAAAAAAAAAUCCCCUAAGAAUAUUCAUCUGUUUCAUUUCAAAGUUCGAAGCCUCGAUUUAUUAUUUUUUUCAGUAAAUAUUCUCUUUUACUUUUUCUCCUCACUUUUCCAUCUACUCAAGCACUUUUCCAGGUUAUCCGAAUCAUCCUGGCGACCUUUGUCAAUAUUUUGGGCAAAUUGGAAGGAGAAGAGAAGGCGGAAGCCGCUCGCCAAAUGUUCCAUUCCAAAAUCAACCGCUCUCUUCAGUUUGUUUCUGCCAAGCAAUACGAAGAUCCGGACAUCCAAGUACUGUUUUUUGCGAGUUCUGUUUUAGACUUCUCAUCAUUCAGGACGACGUCAGGAUGCUCACUACUGAGCUUUCUAACUGUGUGGUUUGA